AUGACCCAAGCCAAAAUGUCUGACCGGGGCACCUUCUCCGGUGACUCGGCGGCGGAUGCUAAAAGCAAAAAGGAACACAAAGUUUCUCUGCUGAAACUCUUCUCUUUUGCUGACUUUUAUGACUGUAUCUUAAUGGCCGUUGGAUCUAUUGGGGCAUGUGUACAUGGUGCUUCUGUUCCGGUUUUCUUUAUCUUUUUUGGCAAGUUGAUCAAUGUCAUAGGCUUGGCCUAUCUUUUCCCCAAGGAAGCCUCUCACAAAGUUGCCAAGUACUCUUUGGAUUUUGUGUAUCUAAGUGUAGCAAUAUUGUUUUCAUCUUGGACAGAGGUGGCUUGUUGGAUGCAUACUGGGGAACGUCAAGCAGCAAAGAUGAGAAUGGCUUAUUUGAAGUCAAUGUUGAAUCAAGAUAUAAGCCUAUUUGACACUGAGGCAUCAACAGGAGAGGUUAUUUCAGCCAUCACUAGUGACAUUAUCAUUGUUCAAGAUGCACUGUCGGAAAAGGUGGGGAACUUCAUGCACUACAUAAGCCGAUUUGUAGCGGGGUUUAUUAUUGGUUUUGUAAGAGUAUGGCAGAUAAGUCUAGUGACACUUUCAAUUGUGCCUUUGAUUGCCCUUGCUGGAGGUCUUUAUGCAUACGUCACAAUUGGCCUUAUUGCAAAAGUUCGAAAAGCCUAUGUGAAAGCUGGGGAAAUUGCUGAAGAGGUUAUAGGUAAUGUGAGAACGGUUCAAGCAUUUGCAGGAGAAGAAAGAGCAGUAAGGUCAUAUAAAGCUGCUCUCAUGAAGACUUACGUAAACGGUAGAAAAGCAGGUUUAGCAAAGGGCCUGGGCCUGGGCUCAAUGCAUUGUGUCCUUUUUCUAUCGUGGGCUUUGCUUGUUUGGUUCACUAGUAUCGUUGUGCACAAAAAUAUUGCCAAUGGAGGCGAGUCUUUCACUACCAUGCUCAAUGUUGUGAUCUCUGGCCUGUCACUUGGACAGGCAGCACCAGAUAUCACUGCAUUUAUUCGAGCAAAGGCAGCAGCUUAUCCAAUCUUUGAGAUGAUAGAGAGGGACACUGUGAGCAAAAGAAGCUCAAAAACUGGUCGCAAGUUGGGCAAAUUGGAGGGUCACAUCCAAUUUAAGAAUGUCUGUUUCAGUUACCCAUCUCGUCCAGAUGUAGUAAUAUUCAACAACCUGUGCCUUGACAUUCCUUCAGGGAAAAUUGUAGCCCUUGUGGGAGGAAGUGGUUCGGGAAAGAGCACUGUCGUAUCAUUGAUUGAACGCUUUUAUGAACCACUUUCUGGUCAGAUACUAUUAGACAGGAAUGAUAUCAGGGAACUUGAUCUCAAAUGGCUUAGGCAGCAAAUUGGGCUGGUUAAUCAAGAACCUGCCCUUUUUGCUACAAGCAUCAAGGAGAAUAUACUUUAUGGAAAAGAUAAUGCCACCCUUGAAGAACUAAAGCGUGCUGUGAAGCUUUCAGAUGCUCAGUCUUUCAUUAACAAUCUUCCUGAUAGACUGGAAACUCAGGUUGGUGAGAGAGGGAUACAACUCUCAGGAGGGCAAAAGCAAAGGAUUGCAAUAUCUCGUGCAAUCGUGAAGAAUCCAUCAAUCCUUUUGUUGGAUGAAGCAACGAGUGCUCUGGAUGCUGAGUCUGAGAAGAGUGUGCAGGAGGCUCUUGAUCGUGUGAUGGUUGGGAGAACAACUGUUGUAGUGGCACACAGACUUUCAACCAUUAGGAACGCAGAUGUGAUUGCUGUUGUACAGGGAGGGAAGAUUGUGGAAACUGGUAACCAUGAAGAGCUCAUGUCCAACCCAACUAGUGUAUAUGCAUCUCUUGUUCAACUCCAGGAGACAGCUUCUCUGCAACGCCUCCCAUCAGUUGGUCCUAGCAUGGGACGCCAACCAAGCAUAACCUACUCAAGAGAGAUAUCCCGUACAACCACCAGCCUUGGUGGUAGUUUUCGAUCAGAUAAAGAAUCUAUUGGUCGGGUUUGUGCCGAGGAAACAGAAAAUGCAAGCAAGAAAAGGCGUGUUUCAGCAGCAAGACUGUAUUCCAUGGUUGGUCCUGACUGGGUUUAUGGUGUUUUUGGGACCUUAUGCGCAUUUGUUGCUGGAGCACAGAUGCCACUUUUUGCACUUGGAAUUUCUCACGCACUUGUAUCAUACUAUAUGGACUGGGACACAACAUGUCGCGAAGUAAAAAAAAUUGCUUUCCUCUUCUGUGGAGCUGCAGUUAUAACUAUCACUGUCCAUGCCAUUGAACAUCUUUCUUUUGGAAUCAUGGGAGAGCGACUCACCCUUCGUGUGAGAGAAAUGAUGUUUUCAGCUAUCUUGAAGAACGAAAUUGGAUGGUUUGAUGAUACAAACAACACAAGUUCUAUGCUUUCGUCACAGUUAGAGACUGAUGCAACAUUGUUAAGAACUAUAGUCGUUGAUCGUUCAACAAUUCUGUUACAGAAUAUUGGUUUGGUUGUUGCUUCAUUUAUUAUUGCCUUCAUCUUGAACUGGAGAAUAACACUUAUUGUCAUAGCCACGUAUCCUUUUGUCAUUAGUGGUCAUAUCAGUGAGAAACUUUUUAUGAAAGGCUACGGUGGCAACUUAAGCAAAGCAUAUCUAAAAGCCAACAUGCUCGCUGGGGAGGCUGUGAGCAAUAUACGCACGGUGGCUGCAUUUUGUUCUGAAGAAAAGGUCCUUGACCUUUAUGCUAAUGAGCUUGUUGAUCCCUCUAAACGCUCAUUUAAAAGGGGCCAAAUUGCUGGCAUAUUCUAUGGCGUUUCCCAGUUCUUUAUUUUCUCAUCUUAUGGCCUUGCCUUGUGGUAUGGAUCUACUUUGAUGGCAAAGGAGCUUGCUAGCUUUAAAUCAAUUAUGAAGUCAUUCAUGGUUUUGAUAGUAACAGCACUGGCUAUGGGGGAGACUUUGGCCCUGGCCCCAGACCUUUUGAAAGGGAACCAGAUGGUUGCUUCAGUUUUUGAAGUGAUGGAUAGAAAGUCAGGAAUAACCGGAGAUGUUGGAGAAGAAUUGAAAACAGUGGAGGGUACAAUUGAGCUCAAAAGAAUCAAUUUCAGCUACCCUUCAAGGCCAGAUGUGAUUAUUUUCAAGGAUUUUAACCUAAGAGUUCCUGCAGGCAAGAGUGCUGCCCUAGUGGGGCAAAGUGGUUCUGGGAAAAGCUCUGUGAUCUCUCUUAUACUCAGAUUUUACGAUCCAAUAUCUGGAAGGGUGUUAAUUGAUGGCAAAGACAUCACAAAACUUAAUCUGAAAUCUCUUAGGAGACACAUUGGUCUUGUGCAACAAGAGCCAGCUCUUUUUGCAACAUCAAUUUAUGAAAACAUACUUUAUGGAAAAGAAGGUGCUUCUGAUUCAGAAGUUAUCGAAGCAGCUAAGCUUGCCAAUGCUCAUAACUUCAUCAGUGGUCUUCCUGAGGGUUACUCCACCAAGGUAGGUGAACGAGGAGUGCAACUAUCUGGUGGCCAAAGACAAAGGGUAGCCAUUGCAAGAGCAGUUCUAAAGAACCCUGAAAUCUUGCUUCUUGAUGAAGCCACUAGUGCACUUGAUGUGGAGUCAGAGCGUGUGGUGCAGCAAGCAUUGGAUAGAUUAAUGCAGAACAGAACAACAGUUAUGGUGGCACACAGGCUAUCCACCAUAAGAAAUGCAGACCAAAUCUCAGUUUUACAGGAUGGAAAGAUAAUUGAACAAGGUACUCAUUCAAGUCUCAUAGAGAAUAAAAAUGGAGCAUACUUUAAAUUAGUCAACCUUCAACAACAGCAGCAUCAAUUAUAG
Molecule: messenger RNA, 3750 nt
Organism: Sphenostylis stenocarpa
Lineage: Eukaryota; Viridiplantae; Streptophyta; Magnoliopsida; Fabales; Fabaceae
Source: the annotation of a GenBank genome assembly